AUGGAAAGCACAAAAAAGGAUCACAACGGCCUACCAGUGUUGGUUCUCUACAGCGGUAAGACAGUUUUCGUCACGUAUUGCGGACAAGGACAACCGGCUACGGUUGAAAAGGAAGAAGGGAAGGAAAAGAUGGUGAUCAAGCCAGGUCGCAAGAUCUGUCUUGUCCUCUCCCCAUGUACUCUCGAAAUUACCGCCCGGAACAUUCCGUAG
This is a messenger RNA of Penicillium hordei, 210 nucleotides long. RefSeq lists its product as uncharacterized. The record is from RefSeq and is a predicted model, not a curated record. NCBI's taxonomy places the organism in Eukaryota, Fungi, Ascomycota, Eurotiomycetes, Eurotiales, Aspergillaceae. The coding region runs from base 1 to 210 and encodes 69 amino acids. The transcript has a single exon.